This is a messenger RNA of Loxodonta africana (African savanna elephant), 5528 nucleotides long. It is a transcript of the gene ATP1A2, whose product is annotated as ATPase Na+/K+ transporting subunit alpha 2. The transcript is spliced from 23 exons. Gene Ontology annotation, molecular function: ATP binding; P-type sodium:potassium-exchanging transporter activity; ATP hydrolysis activity. The record is from RefSeq and is a predicted model, not a curated record. Gene Ontology annotation, biological process: intracellular potassium ion homeostasis; proton transmembrane transport; sodium ion export across plasma membrane. Gene Ontology annotation, cellular component: cell projection; plasma membrane; sodium:potassium-exchanging ATPase complex. Bases 252 to 3350 code for a protein of 1032 amino acids. Lineage: Eukaryota; Metazoa; Chordata; Mammalia; Proboscidea; Elephantidae.
ACCACAGGACAAACAGGACUGUCUUCUGGCCAGUUGCUAAAGGGGUGGGAGGGAGGAGUCCUCAGGGAUCUUGUUUCAACAAACGUUUCUUUCCCGAGGAGGGAAAGGCGGGGGGAAAGAGGGAGAGGGACCUAUUUAAAGCUACCCUGUUGCUUCGUCUGUCUCUGUCUGUCUGCCAGCCGGCCAGUGUGGGCUUGGAAGCCUCCUGGUGACUUCUCCAGCCUUGGUCCCCUCAACCACUCUGCCCCAAGAUGGGCCGUGGGGCCGGCCGUGAGUACUCACCUGCUGCCACCACCGCAGAGAAUGGGGGCGGCAAGAAGAAGCAGAAAGAGAAGGAGCUGGAUGAGCUGAAGAAGGAGGUGGCCAUGGAUGACCAUAAGCUGUCCCUGGAUGAGCUGGGCCGCAAGUACCAAGUGGACCUGUCCAAGGGCCUCACCAACCAGCGGGCCCAGGACAUCCUGGCUCGAGAUGGACCCAAUGCCCUCACUCCACCCCCUACCACCCCCGAGUGGGUCAAGUUCUGUCGCCAGCUUUUUGGGGGCUUCUCCAUCCUGCUGUGGAUCGGGGCCAUCCUCUGCUUCCUGGCCUUCGGCAUCCAGGCUGCCAUGGAGGAUGAGCCAUCCAAUGACAAUCUCUAUCUGGGUGUAGUGCUGGCAGCUGUGGUCAUCGUCACCGGCUGCUUCUCCUACUACCAGGAGGCCAAGAGCUCCAAGAUCAUGGAUUCCUUCAAGAACAUGGUGCCUCAGCAAGCCCUCGUGGUGCGGGAGGGAGAGAAGAUACAGAUCAAUGCAGAGGAGGUAGUGGUGGGAGACCUGGUAGAAGUGAAGGGUGGAGACCGCGUCCCUGCUGACCUCCGUAUCAUCUCUUCUCACGGAUGUAAGGUGGAUAACUCAUCCCUCACAGGCGAGUCAGAGCCCCAGACCCGCUCCCCGGAGUUCACGCAUGAGAACCCUCUGGAGACCCGCAAUAUCUGUUUCUUCUCUACUAACUGUAAGCCGCAGGGUACUCAACCUGGUGUCCCCUCCUGUGUUACAGGCACUGCCAGGGGCAUCGUGAUUGCCACAGGUGACCGGACAGUGAUGGGUCGCAUAGCCACUCUGGCCUCAGGCCUAGAGGUUGGGCGGACGCCUAUAGCUAUGGAGAUCGAACACUUCAUCCAGCUGAUCACAGGGGUGGCCGUGUUCCUGGGAGUCUCCUUCUUCGUACUCUCCCUCAUCCUGGGCUACAGUUGGCUGGAAGCAGUCAUCUUCCUUAUCGGCAUCAUUGUGGCCAAUGUGCCUGAAGGGCUGCUGGCCACUGUCACUGUGUGUCUGACCCUGACAGCCAAGCGCAUGGCGCGAAAGAACUGCCUGGUGAAGAACCUUGAGGCGGUGGAGACGCUGGGCUCCACCUCCACCAUCUGCUCUGACAAGACAGGCACCCUUACCCAGAAUCGUAUGACUGUCGCCCACAUGUGGUUUGAUAACCAGAUCCAUGAGGCUGACACCACAGAAGACCAGUCUGGGGCCACUUUUGACAAACGAUCCCCCACAUGGACAGCUCUGUCUCGGAUUGCCGGUCUUUGCAACCGUGCUGUCUUCAAGGCCGGACAGGAGAACAUCUCUGUAUCUAAGCGGGACACAGCUGGUGAUGCCUCUGAGUCAGCUCUGCUCAAGUGCAUUGAGCUGUCCUGUGGCUCAGUGAAGAAGAUGAGGGAGAGGAACCCCAAGGUGGCAGAGAUUCCUUUCAACUCCACCAACAAAUACCAGCUGUCCAUCCAUGAAAGAGAAGACAGCCCCCAGAGCCAUGUGCUCGUGAUGAAGGGGGCCCCAGAGCGCAUCCUGGACCGGUGCUCCACUAUCCUGGUGCAGGGCAAGGAGAUCCCACUGGACAAGGAAAUGCAAGACGCCUUCCAAAAUGCCUACAUGGAGCUGGGAGGAUUGGGGGAGCGUGUCCUGGGGUUCUGUCACCUGAAUCUGCCAUCUGGAAAGUUUCCUCGGGGCUUCAAAUUCGACACAGAUGAGCUGAACUUUCCCACGGAGAAGCUCUGCUUUGUGGGGCUCAUGUCUAUGAUUGACCCUCCCCGGGCUGCAGUGCCGGAUGCUGUGGGCAAAUGCCGGAGCGCAGGCAUCAAGGUGAUCAUGGUGACUGGGGAUCAUCCUAUCACAGCCAAGGCCAUUGCCAAAGGCGUGGGCAUUAUAUCCGAGGGCAACGAGACUGUGGAAGACAUUGCAGCCCGGCUCAACAUUCCUGUGACUCAAGUCAACCCCAGAGAAGCCAAGGCGUGUGUGGUGCACGGCUCUGACCUGAAGGACAUGACUGCAGAGCAGCUCGACGAGAUCCUCAAGAACCACACGGAGAUUGUGUUCGCUCGGACCUCCCCUCAGCAGAAGCUCAUCAUCGUGGAGGGAUGUCAGAGGCAGGGUGCCAUCGUGGCAGUGACGGGUGAUGGAGUGAAUGAUUCCCCUGCGCUGAAGAAGGCUGACAUUGGCAUUGCCAUGGGCAUCUCUGGCUCUGAUGUCUCUAAGCAGGCGGCCGACAUGAUCCUGCUGGACGACAACUUUGCCUCCAUUGUCACAGGCGUGGAGGAGGGCCGCCUGAUCUUUGACAACCUGAAGAAAUCCAUUGCCUACACCCUGACCAGCAACAUUCCUGAGAUCACCCCCUUCCUGAUGUUCAUCAUUGUCAACAUCCCCCUCCCUCUGGGCACCGUGACCAUCCUCUGCAUUGACCUAGGCACAGACAUGGUCCCCGCCAUCUCCUUGGCCUAUGAGGCAGCCGAGAGUGACAUCAUGAAGCGGCAACCCAGAAACCCCCAGACAGACAAACUGGUGAACGAGAGGCUCAUCAGCAUGGCCUAUGGACAGAUUGGAAUGAUCCAGGCCCUGGGUGGCUUCUUCACCUACUUUGUGAUCCUGGCCGAGAACGGUUUCCUACCAUCACGGCUGCUGGGAAUCCGCCUAGACUGGGAUGACCGGUCCAGGAAUGACCUGGAGGACAGCUAUGGACAGGAGUGGACCUAUGAGCAGCGGAAGGUGGUGGAGUUCACGUGCCACACGGCCUUCUUUGCCAGCAUCGUGGUCGUACAGUGGGCUGACCUCAUCAUCUGCAAGACCCGCCGCAACUCAGUCUUCCAGCAGGGCAUGAAGAACAAGAUUCUGGUAUUUGGGCUCCUGGAGGAGACAGCGCUGGCUGCUUUUCUGUCUUACUGCCCAGGCAUGGGUGUAGCCCUCCGCAUGUACCCGCUCAAGGUCACUUGGUGGUUCUGUGCCUUCCCUUACAGUCUCCUCAUCUUCCUCUAUGACGAGGUCCGGAAGCUCAUCUUACGGCGAUAUCCUGGUGGCUGGGUGGAGAAGGAGACAUACUACUGAGGCCCUUGAAAGAAGAACCAGGCACAGGAAAGAUGGGGUGCCCUGGAGGUGUUGUAGGGAUGGUGAUGAAGAGGAAUGGAAAAAACUGAACAGUAUUUAUGGGGAAGAUUCAGGGAGAGAGAAUGAGGGAACCCAGCAGGCUAAGUUGGGGGGAGCAGGUAAAUAAAUUUGGGGUGAUUGCCCAAUUGACCUAAUUGUGAACAACCAGAUCAGACCCUACAUGUUAGGAUCCCUCCCUAGAUCCUGUCCCACCCACCCCACUACAUCGUGGAAUUGAGGGCGACUUCAGCCCUUCCCAUUCCCUAUCCCUUUACCCCUACCUCCUACUAGAACAGAUUGGUAUCCAAAGGCAGAGACCUGUCUAAACCCCAACCAAAAAACCAAACCCAUUGCCAUAGAUCCAACUCAUAUCAACGUUAUAGGACAGAGUAGAACUGCCCCACAGGGUUUCCAAGGAGUGGCUGGUGGAUUUGAACUGCUGACCUUUUGGUUAGCAGCUGGGCUCUUAACCACUGUGCCACCAGGAGAAGGGAAACCCUCUCGGAUCACUAAAUGUCCCUUUAUCUCUCCAGCCACACUCCACUUCCCACUUCCACCCCUCAUUCUCUUUCUGUUCAACCCGGUUGCCUUCGUUGCUUCCCCCUCAGACCUUGAAAUCACAAAGAGUUCCUCCUGGUGAAUGCCUGAGGCUGGAAAGGGAAGCUCCUUGGAUAGGCCAGGGUGUGUCUCCCAGUCAAGGCUAGUUAGAAACCUUGAAAGGAGAGCUGGGUAGCCACGUGGGAGGUCAGGGCACAGCUGAAGGAGGGAAACAAUGAAGGAAGAGAGACAGAAGAGGAGAGAGAUCGCGCCAAUGACAAGACAUCUGACAUAUCCUGAGCCUCCAGGUAGACACUGUGGACUCCAGCUCCGUGUCCUGCCCUUUUAGCAUACUCUGCCAGCAGACCAAAUUCAAUCUAGCAGAGUAGGAGCAGAGGCAGGGCCAGAAGGCAACCUGGGGACCUUCACUGAGAUUCCACACCCUUGUUGCCCUUGGUUAGCGGUUUGCUUGGUCUACAAGGCCGAUGUCACAGAAGCUCCUGCUGUCUCAAUCACAUGUGCUUGGUAUCACCACCCAUCCCCCCUUUAGAAUGCUAAGUCCUUGAAGUGACGUGUUUUUCCAAAAGGGAUAGCUGCCAGUUCAUUAUCAGCACCUUCCAGACUCUUCCCCUUCGUGCCCAUCCUUAUGAACCUACAUCCUUCCCAGGCACUGCCAAACCAGCCCUGGAAAAGGAGUUCCCUAGCUAUUGGCCAGAAUUGGGGUGGAAAACCUUAGGGAAUCUUCCGGCAUUCUAGGGACAUGCAGAAUCAGCCUAAAUCAUAAAUGUGGUGAGAAUCUUUGGGCAACAAGAGGGAAAACAUUGUUAGGAGACUUGCCCUUGACCUCUCAGAUGGCAGGGCUGUUUCUCCCAAGCUAAUGCCCUUCACUCUGAUGAUCACUGUGCCCAGUUUCCCUGAAAAGGGGAGAUACUUUUCCUUACUUGCCCCUCUCCAGCUAAUGCUUUUGCUUUACACACAGUUGUGCCCAUUCUCUAGGCCUGGCUUAGAAGACACUGAAAAUGUCCUGUAGAGAGAGUCCCAGAGAUGGGCCAAGCAAGUGAGAGAGAGACCUAAGGAAAAUGGACGACCUAAGGCAGAAAGGAAGGAAGGACAAAAGACAAACACAAGGUCAGGCCCAUAGAUAGCCCCAUAAGAGCUGUUAUUUCAUUGCACUGGAAUUUUACUUUAUCAGAAGUACCUUGAAAUAAGUGGGUCAUUGCCUUGGGUUUGGAAAUCUUAAUGGGAGACCAUACUAAUUUGGACCUGAUUAAUUUGAGGUUAUUAACUGGACAAAGUUUAUCUUUCUUUGCACAAUCAAUAAAAAUGGCAUUUGUUCAGUAAAUUAAGAGCAUAAACCAUAUUGCUAGCGGUGGCAUAUAUAGUCUACCUAAAAGAAAUGCUUUUCAAGCACUUUAGGAAUACCCAUUUACAAGUAGAAAAUGCAUGAGCUAAUUAUCAUUGAUCUUUAUGUAUUUGGUAAAGAAGCAUCUACAGGACUUUUACUUGGUGACCUUUUGUAAGACAUUAGUUUGAGGCACUACAUAUGUACUUGAAAAUAAUAAAGUUACAUUUCUUUAUGAAAAAAGAAAUCCUUCCCAUAAU